This is a messenger RNA of Zalophus californianus (California sea lion), 687 nucleotides long. RefSeq lists its product as uncharacterized. The record is from RefSeq and is a predicted model, not a curated record. The transcript has 4 exons. Bases 1 to 687 code for a protein of 228 amino acids. Lineage: Eukaryota; Metazoa; Chordata; Mammalia; Carnivora; Otariidae.
AUGCCGAUCACUUACUUAGCUGUAUACUCUCUGAUCUUGUCCGUGAGGAAUUUCUGCACAGGAUCAAGUUCCUUACUAAAUGCCACUGCCAUAACACCAAUGGUCUUCCACAAAUGGACUGAGAAGGCUGACCCAACAAGUGAGGAAAACCUGAACGGCCUGCCCCGAGCUCAAGGCUGUUCUUUGCUAUCUGCACAGAAAUUCUAUGGUUCAGCGUGCCAGAGCGGCCACAGUCGUACUUCCGGCCUCCUCGUUCGCACCAGGGGAACCUGCCUCGCAAUGGAUUAUGGGGCAGGCUUCAGCUUGGUGGACUGGAAGCGUCUGCGAGGCCGUGAUCCUUUGGACCUGAACGCGCUUUUAAAACUCACUCCUUCAGUUUACAUUCAGAGUUGUGAGCAGAAGUGGAGAGAGGACAUCAUGCACCGAAUGCUUAUGGGAUUAGGCUCGUUCCGGAGUGUUCAGGCCGUGAUCUGGUGUCCAGGUGGUGGAGGGCAGCCCUCUCCGCUCUUGGAGCCUGGCUCAGAGUUGUUGAGAGGACUAAAUGGGAUGAUACAUGGAAAACAUCGAUGUAAAAACUCCAUCUCAGCAUCUACUUCUGGAGAGCCCAACUUGGAGCCUAUCCACACUUGGGACCCUAGGACCUCAACUUCUGCACCAAUGGGGGUUAUCAAGAAAUUGUUCCAAUAA